AUGUCGGCCGCCGUGGCGUGCCUGGACUACUUCGCCGCCGAGUGCCUGGUGUCCAUGUCCGCGGGCGCCGUGGUUCACCGCCGCCCGCCGGACCCCGAGGGCGCGGGCGGAGCCGCAGGCUCGGAGGUGGGUGCGGCGCCGCCGGAGUCCGCUCUGCCGGGUCCGGGGCCACCGGGACCCGCGGCGGUCCCCCAGCUCCCCCAGGUCCCCGCCUCCAGCCCCGGCGCCGGCGGCGCCGCGCCCCACCUGCUGGCUGCAAGCGUCUUGGCUGACUUGAGCGGCGGCUGUGGGAAGGGCUCCGGGGAGAACUCGGGGGAAGCUCUGCGCGCCUCGUCCGGCUCCUCCGACCCGCCCUCGUGCUCCGGCCCGACCCAGGGCUCCGAGCCGGCUCCCCCCUGCGGCGCAGCCUCGGUCUCCGCACCCGUGAGCACCUUUGGUGCGCCGGCCGUCCCAAGCGAGCCUACCGCCCCGGGCGCGCCUGCAGGCUCUGGAGGGGUCUCUGGUGGGGCCCCAGGGGCCAGCCCCGCCCCCCCCAAGGGUCAGGUGCCCCGGCGGAGGUCUGUCACGCCUGCUGCCAAGCGCCACCAGUGCCCCUUCCCGGGCUGCAACAAAGCCUAUUACAAGUCGUCGCACCUCAAGUCCCACCAGCGUACGCACACGGGUGAGCGCCCUUUCUCCUGCGACUGGCUCGACUGCGACAAGAAGUUUACGCGUUCUGACGAGCUGGCCCGCCACUACAGGACGCACACGGGCGAGAAACGCUUCUCCUGCCCCCUCUGCCCCAAGCAGUUCUCCCGGAGCGAUCACCUGACCAAGCACGCCCGCCGCCACCCAACCUAUCAUCCCGACAUGAUCGAGUACCGGGGGCGUCGUCGCACUCCCCGCGUCAACCCGCAACCCACCAGUGUGGUGGAAAGCUCCAGCUCCGGCCCCAGCCAGGCGCCCAACCUCACCACCUGCCUGUAG
Cynocephalus volans (Philippine flying lemur) is the source of this 966-nucleotide messenger RNA. It is a transcript of the gene KLF14, whose product is annotated as KLF transcription factor 14. NCBI's taxonomy places the organism in Eukaryota, Metazoa, Chordata, Mammalia, Dermoptera, Cynocephalidae. Gene Ontology annotation, molecular function: RNA polymerase II cis-regulatory region sequence-specific DNA binding; DNA-binding transcription factor activity, RNA polymerase II-specific. The transcript has a single exon. The record is from RefSeq and is a predicted model, not a curated record. Gene Ontology annotation, biological process: regulation of transcription by RNA polymerase II. Bases 1 to 966 code for a protein of 321 amino acids.